AUGUCUACAUCAGUAAAUUUCACACGAAAUUCUGCUUCCGAAGAAAUCACUAUCUAUCUUGGCAUACCUAUUCUUGGUACUGGAGUUCUUGGUGGAACUCUCAAUAUUAUCGUUUUUAUGAGUCUUAAAACAUUUCGACAAAGUUCAUGUGCUUUCUUUUUAACAAUCAUGUCAUUUGUUAAUAUUGGUCAAUUACUAUUCAGUUUACUUAGUCGUAUUAUGAUUACUGGAUUUGAUGCUGAUUGGACGGACUAUUCGUUGGCUUAUUGUAAGUUUAGAAACUAUUUUCUUCAAGUAUGUGCAUUAACAUCAUAUACAUGUAUGUGUUUGGCAACAAUUGAUCAAUUCUUGGCAACUUCACUUCAUGUUCACUGGCAACAAUUUUUUAAUAUAAAAAAAGCUUAUGUUCUGUGCAUAUUAUUCUUUAUUAUUUGGCUUCUUCACGGUAUUCCAACAUUGAUUUGGUAUGAUUUGAGUUUAUUACCUACUACAGGAAGAUUAAUUUGUACAAUAACAAACCCAGUUUUUGAUCUGUACAUUGCAUAUGGUUAUUUAAUCAUACUAACUGGUAUUUUACCAAUUUGUAUUACAGUUUUAUUUGGAUUUUUGGCAUAUUGGAAUGUAAGACAAAUACCUUAUCGAACAGUUCCAUUGGUCCGACGUGAAUUAGAUAAACAAUUAACAUCAAUGGUUCUUGUUCAAGUCGUCUUUAAUUGUUUUACUAUUUUACCAUACAUCAUAUGUCUGUUUCUGGUUGAUACUCUGGAUCCCAAUAGUAUGUCAAUGAAUAUGUCUGAUUUGGGUUUUGGUCAACAUAUUAGUAUUAUAAUUUAUUAUUUAUAUUUUGCAUUUUAUUGGAUUGGUUUAAUUUCAAUCGGUACACCUGAAAAAACUUUUAUUAUCAAUUUUGAUACAGGUUCUACUGAUUUAUGGGUACCAUCAAUUCAAUGUCUUUCUACUUGUGAAAACAAAGCAAAAUACGAUUCAUAUAGUUCGUAUACAUCUCGAGCUAAUGGAGCUACCUUAAGGAUUUCAUACGGUGAUGGUUCGUAUGUCAAUGGUAUUUUUAUUAAUGAUACUGUAACAAUAGGAAAUUUAUCUAUAUUAAAUCAAGCAUUUGCUCAAGCAAACAAUAUAUCAGGUUUUAGUUCGUCAACAUUUGAUGGUGUUUUAGGUCUUGCUUAUCCAUCAAUUGGUACAUCUGGACAGAUUCCUAUUUUUUAUAAUAUGUGGCAACAAGGUCUUAUACCUGAUCCAAUUUUUUCUUUUUAUUUCAAUCCAAAUCCCAAUGUUUAUCCAGGUGGUGAACUUAUCUUUGGUGGAGUAGAUUCUACUAAAUAUUUAGAUUCAAUUACUUAUGUGGAUGUUAUUAUACAUGCCUAUUGGGAAUUUAUGAUGAACAGUGUACAAACAAAUGGUAAAACAAUAUGUUCAAAUUGUCGUGCUAUUUUGGAUACUGGUACAACAUUAAUUGUUGGACCAUCAAAUCAAAUAGCAUUACUUAAUUAUGCUAUUGGAGGAACGUAUGAUCAUGAGAUUGGAUUAUACACAGUUGAUUGUUAUACUCGUUUAUUAUCUGAUUUUCCUGAUGUAGAAUUUUCAAUUGGUAAUAUGACAUUUAAACUAUCAGUAUUACAAUAUUUACUUAUUUUAAAAGAUAGUGAUAAUUAUAUAUGUUAUACCGUUUUUCAAGGUGUUAAUUUACGUGAUAAUCGUGGAAAUUUAAUAUGGAUUCUUGGUGAUUAUUUUCUUAGUCGUUUUUAUUCGAUUUAUAAUGUUAAUCGUAAUCAAAUUGGUCUUGCUAAAUCAAUAUCCUAUAGUUAUUCACAAAUACAUCCGAAAUCAUUAUUUGGAAAUUCGAGUAAUAAAAAUUAUUUUCAAAAUAUUUUUCAAUUAUUUAUUUAUGUGAUUAUUUUUCUUAUAAGAAAUAUUCUUUUUUUUUAA
Rotaria sp. Silwood1 is the source of this 1944-nucleotide messenger RNA. Lineage: Eukaryota; Metazoa; Rotifera; Eurotatoria; Philodinida; Philodinidae. The record is from the annotation of a GenBank genome assembly.